Messenger RNA from Macrosteles quadrilineatus (aster leafhopper), 1644 nucleotides. RefSeq names its product proton-coupled amino acid transporter-like protein CG1139. Gene Ontology annotation, cellular component: vacuolar membrane. Gene Ontology annotation, biological process: amino acid transmembrane transport. The coding region runs from base 72 to 1436 and encodes 454 amino acids. The transcript has 9 exons. The record is from RefSeq and is a predicted model, not a curated record. NCBI's taxonomy places the organism in Eukaryota, Metazoa, Arthropoda, Insecta, Hemiptera, Cicadellidae. Gene Ontology annotation, molecular function: amino acid transmembrane transporter activity.
UUAGUGAUGAGUUGUGAAUAAAACAUGUUUUGUGAUUUUACCAGGUCAUUAAAGGAAAUUGAAGCAAUAAUAUGACAGAGCAAGAUGAAAACCAUAAAAAGGAAGGGAAAGAAGAAUUUUCAAUGGAUGUGGCAGGCGAUACGAAAAACCCACAGACACCAUACAACCCCCAUGAUCACCGAGUGCUUAAAAACCCAACAACAGACAAUGAGAGUAUUAUUCUUCUCCUGAAAGGCUGCAUGGGUACAGGGAUUCUUGCCAUGCCUGAAGCUUUCAGCAACUCUGGUCUGAUGGUGGGGACUGUGCUCACAGUGGUACUCGGAGCACUGGUCACAUACUGCCUCCAUAUGCUGAUACGAUCACAAUAUGAGAUGUGCAAGUGGCUCAGAGUUCCCAUACUGAGCUACCCAGAGUCCAUGAAAGCAGCUCUGGACCAUGGACCUCCGAUACUUAGGCCUUUUGCCACUAUAUCUGGACCAAUGGUGGACUUUUUCCUCAUCCUCUACCAGCUUGGCAUGUGUAGUGUCUACAUAGUGUUUGUAGCUCAGAACUUGCAUCAGGUGAUCAAUCAGUUUGUGGUGGUAGACCUGCGAGUGCUGAUGUGUGUGAUAUUGGUACCACUGAUCAUCACCUGUUACAUUCGCAACCUCAAGCUGUUGGCUCCGUUCUCUCAGGCUGCCAACCUGCUCAUGUAUCUGAGUCUGGCGACCAUCAUGAUCUUCAUCCUGAGAGACCUGCCUCCUGUAGAUAGUGUUCCUUACGUAGGAACUCCCGCAGGGUUUGUGCGCUUCUUCACAACCACUCUCUUUGCCCUGUCGGCAACCGGUGUUGUGGUUUCAGUGGAAAGGAACAUGAAGACUCCUACAUCAUUUGGUAAACCUGUCGGGGUUUUGAACAUUUCAAUGACCAUUGUAAUCAUCAUCUACACUUGCUUGGGAUUCUUUGGUUACGUAAAGUACGGAGAAAAUGUCGAGGGUAGCAUUUCACUGAAUAUUCCUCAAGAUGAACUACUUGCUCAGGUGGUAAAGCUGACCUUUUCACUGUCCAUUUUCCUCACCUACUCGCUGCAGUUCUAUGUGGCUAUUGAGAUUCUGUGUACAACAUACCUUAAGAACAUGAUGGAACAGAGCAGCAGCCCAGCAAGGUUUGAAUAUACACUCAGGACCGUACUGGUGAUAUGUACAUUCUGUGCCGCCCUGGUAAUACCAAUGCUGGAUCUCUUCAUUUCUCUGAUAGGAGCUCUCUGCCUCUCGACUCUAGGAAUUUUAUUCCCGCCCUUAAUCGAAAUUUGUGUUCUUUACUCCCAAAACAAACUUAAAUUCUUCAACCUCACGAGGAAUAUUCUCGUAGUUAUCAUUGGUCUCAUGGGACUGCUCAUCGGGACUUAUCUUAGUGUGGCAGACAUCAUAUCAAGAUUUUUAGGAGAAUCUGAAUGAAAAAAAGUUAAUAAUGUAUAGAACUAAAUCCGAAACUGGGUUCUAUUCAAUGAAUGUGGUUAUCAAGAAAAAGCCUCAUCAAUAUUUUUGUUUAUCGAAUUUCAGUUAGUAAGACAAACUAUGAACUAACCUUUCUAGUGAAAUCAAAAAGUCAAGAGUUUGUAUUUAUAUAGGGAAUGUAUGAUCAUAGACAAAAAGAAUUAAAUAU